AAACCGCGCUAAGAUUUCUCAGUUCUAACAAUCUUCCCUCUUCAAAUUUCAUUUGUUCAUUUUUCUGAAAAUUUCAACUAAAUCUCAUCACAAUGGACGCAGGCAAACAGACAAAGAAAGGAGCAGGAGGUAGGAAAGGAGGAGGACCAAGGAAGAAGUCCGUCACCAGAUCGGUCAGAGCUGGACUCCAAUUUCCCGUCGGAAGAAUCGGCCGAUUCUUGAAGAAAGGUAGAUAUGCUCAGCGUGUUGGUACCGGUGCUCCUGUCUACUUGGCUGCUGUUCUUGAAUAUCUCGCUGCUGAGGUUCUUGAGUUGGCUGGAAAUGCAGCACGUGACAACAAGAAGAAAAGUAUCAGUCCAAGGCAUUUGUUGUUAGCUGUGAGGAAUGAUGAAGAGCUUGGAAAAUUGCUUGCUGGUGUUACCAUUGCUCGUGGUGGUGUUCUACCUAACAUCAACCCAGUGCUUUUGCCAAAGAGGAAGGAAAAUGCUGCUGCCAGUACUCCUAAGUCUCCAUCAAAGGCCAAGAAGUCUCCCAAGAAGGCUUAGUUAGAAAUCUUUAGAUAUUAGGUUUUGUUUAUUCCUUUUUUUUAUUUGUGUGUUGAUAUCUAAGUUUAGCAUCCAUUGUAUAAGAAAUAUUACAUGAAGCCAAGCGAUGUAAUUCGAAUGCCUCUGUAACACAUAGUUUGAUUCAAUAUUGUAAACAUUUUGUUUCCUAUUA
Molecule: messenger RNA, 717 nt
Organism: Lathyrus oleraceus (garden pea)
Lineage: Eukaryota; Viridiplantae; Streptophyta; Magnoliopsida; Fabales; Fabaceae
Product: histone H2A.1-like
Exons: 2
Coding region: 93-545 (150 amino acids)
Cellular component (GO): nucleosome
Molecular function (GO): protein heterodimerization activity; structural constituent of chromatin; DNA binding
Source: RefSeq, a predicted model, not a curated record